This is a messenger RNA of Eutrema salsugineum, 1670 nucleotides long. Its product is annotated as myrosinase 4. The transcript is spliced from 13 exons. The record is from RefSeq and is a predicted model, not a curated record. Gene Ontology annotation, biological process: carbohydrate metabolic process. Bases 91 to 1626 code for a protein of 511 amino acids. NCBI's taxonomy places the organism in Eukaryota, Viridiplantae, Streptophyta, Magnoliopsida, Brassicales, Brassicaceae. Gene Ontology annotation, molecular function: beta-glucosidase activity.
CCCUUUUAUAAAAAGUUACUAACUCCUCCAACUCAUCAUUUAAUCAUCACCAAAUUAAUCCUAAAGCCAAAAAAACUAAAGAAGCACACUAUGGCAAUUCCAAAACCACACUACUCAUUAGCCAUCCUUGUCCUUGUUUUCGCGGUUUCGAGUACAACCAGCCACCGUGAAUGUAACCCGGUCUGCAAGGCUAAAGAACCUUUCAAUUGCGACAAUAUACUUACAUUCAAUCGAACUGGGUUCCCAAAGAAUUUUACUUUCGGUGCUUCUACUUCUGCAUAUCAAAUUGAAGGUGCUACACAUAGAGCUUUGAACGGCUGGGACUAUUUCACUCACAGAUAUCCAGAAAAAAUUUCGGACCGCAGCUCGGGCGACAUUGCUUGCGAUUCAUAUAAUCUUUAUAAGGAAGAUGUCAAAAUGCUGAAAAGAGUGAACGUACAAGCAUACCGAUUCUCAAUAGCAUGGUCAAGGGUCUUACCAAAGGGAAGAUUGAUCGGAGGAGUGGACGAGAAUGGGAUAACAUACUACAAUAAUCUCAUCAACGAACUAAAAGCAAAUGGAAUAGAACCAUAUGUGACCAUAUUACACUAUGAUGUUCCCCAAACUUUAGAAGACGAGUACGGAGGUUUCUUAAGUCCUCGUAUAGUGGAGGAUUAUAAGAACUACGCAGAGCUUAUGUUCCAAAGAUUUGGAGAUAGAGUAAAGUUUUGGAUAACUCUAAACCAGCCUAAUUAUUUUGCAUCGAAUGGGUAUGGAGAUGGGUCAUCUCCUCCUGGAAGAUGCACUGGCUGUGAAGUUGGAGGAGAUUCUGGCACUGAACCUUACUUAGUCGCCCAUCACCAACUCUUAGCUCAUGCAGAAGCUGUAUCUCUAUACCGUAAGAGAUAUCAGUUUCAAGGUGGUAAGAUAGGGACAACUUUGAUCGGUAUAUGGUUCACUCCACUAAACGAAACUAGCAGUCUUGACAAAGCUGCUGCACAACGGGCAUUCGAUUUUAUCGUUGGAUGGUUCUUGGAUCCACUGGUCUACGGAGAUUACCCCAAGAUAAUGAAAGAGAUGAUAGGAGAUAGGUUGCCAAGAUUUACACCUCAAGAAUCAGAGUUAGUUAAAGGAUCACUUGACUUUCUAGGAUUGAAUUAUUAUUUUGCACAGUAUGCAACAGAUGCAACUACUUCUUCUCCAUUAUAUCCCAGUAUCUCAACCGAUCCAAGAGUUACUCUCAGUUAUUAUCGGAACGGAAUUCCUAUCGGUGUUGAGGCUGCUAGCUUUGUCUACUAUCCUCCAGGUUUUCGUAAUAUUCUAAAUUACAUCAAAGAGGCCUACAAGAAUCCACUUAUCUAUAUCACUGAAAAUGGAGUUGCUGAUUAUGGAAAUUUGACGAUUGCAAAUGCUCUUGCUGAUAGUGGAAGAAUUCAGUGCCACUGCAGCCAUCUUUCGUGUCUCAAAUGUUCAAUCGAGGAUGGGUGCAACGUAGGAGGAUAUUUUGCUUGGUCUUUGAUGGACAAUUAUGAAUUUGGGAAAGGUUAUACUCUUCGGUUCGGUAUGAAUUGGGUCAACUUCACCAAUCCCAUUGAUAGAAAGGAGAAAGACUCCGGAAAAUGGUUCUCUAAGUUCAUUGCUAAUUAAAGGUUCUCUAAUUAUAGAUCAUAUAAAUUGGUUCUCUGUGUCCA